Exaiptasia diaphana is the source of this 3066-nucleotide messenger RNA. RefSeq names its product negative elongation factor A. The transcript has 11 exons. Gene Ontology annotation, cellular component: SWI/SNF complex. Lineage: Eukaryota; Metazoa; Cnidaria; Anthozoa; Actiniaria; Aiptasiidae. The annotation marks the transcript as partial. Gene Ontology annotation, biological process: positive regulation of DNA-templated transcription. The record is from RefSeq and is a predicted model, not a curated record.
AAAUGCUAGUGGCGGUCGCAUGUCCGUCGUGAAAUUUUACCUAAAAUCACUCCAAAACAGGAACUUUGGCCGUAGAAGGGGCUGUACAAGCCUCCCUAGGUAUAUAUUACCUUCAACUACUCCAAAAUGAAUCGAAAAUUGCCAGCCGUUAAACGAUAGAAGCCAAGCAAAGACGACCUAUGCAAACAAGAGAGAGCACGCCAUCAGGAACAAGCUCUCUAAAGAAUCGGGCUGUGAGUUAUGGAGGAUGGGAAUGGAAAAUGUCUUUUGGAUGUGAUAAGCGAUCCUUCAGCUCUGAAUGAAUUCUUACUGAGUAAUAAUCAGAUUUUGAUCGAUGGAGAUCCAAGUCCACCUAAGACACAACCAUUGCAGGAUGCUAAUGUACAAAGGACCAUUCAGGCUUUUACUUCACACUCUAACRUCCCAGCUGGAAAUACAACACAACACGUAGUGAACAGUAAAACUCCUGCGUCUUUUGUAAACUCAAGUACAUCACAAGCUGUGAGAAAUGUAAAUGGGUCGUCUUCAAAUCUAACAAAUUCUCCUCGACAAGUAACUAUAGCCAAGUCGAGCUCACCUAUAAAUAACUUGACUAAUGUGGCAAAGGGAAUUGCAAUUUCUCCUGUAUCUUACCAAAGCAAAAAGCCAAUACCUAUCCAGCCAAAAAACCCGGUUAUAUUACCAAACACAUCGAUUCAAAGUGGUAUUAAUGUGCAUGGUAGUGUCCAUCAUGUGUCUCAGACACCCACUUCAUUGAUGUCAAACCAGACACAUACGUCAAUUAURCCCAACCAGUUACAAAUGACUCAGGCUGGUGUUUUAUCAAGAGGUCWUGCUCAAAAAAGUAUAAAUGGAAUAGAUACAUCAAAAACUAGAAUAACUCCUUUACAAUCAAGUAGAACUACACAACCUACUAUACUUGCURCACCUCCAAAAAGAAUAGCUCCCAAAAAGGUAAUCUCACCUUCAACAAAUGCUUCACUUGCUAUGACCUCUCCUGUCAGACUUCAACAAGCAAAUAUUCAAAACACACAAAAUGUUCAAUUAGCAACACAGUUGAUUCAAGCUCCUGUUGUACCGAGCACUACAAGCAAUGCAAGUAAACUUUUUCCCCAGCAACUUACUCCCGGCGUGAGACCGUUGAUUAGCAGUAAUCAUGGCACAACUAUUGCAACUUCUACGCCRCAGCCUGUGCAGCAGAUUCAACAGCUAAUCAAUGAUAAGUUGUCUGUUCAGCAAACACAGUCACCCAGCACUGGUCAAGUACAACAAAAGGUUUUUACACAAGCUCAACUUCAAACAGCUUUAAAACAAAGUCAACUUAUUGCUCAAAGCUCACCUGGACAACCACAAAAUAUUUUAGUGCAACAACAAAUAUUGAAACAGUUAAUUCAACAAGCACAACAGCUUCAGCAACAAAAGCAACUGGAUAAAACAGUUAAUGUGAAUGUACAACCUAUUUCUACAAAUACACCAGGAGUAAUUCCCUUACAACAACCAACUCAAGUGGUAAAGCAAACUGUUCAAACUACUCUACCACAGCAAGUAACAGUAGCUAAUCAAAUUCCUGGAAAUAGUCAAAUUCAAAUGGUGCUACCAAAUAARCAAGUUGUCACUCUUACUCCAAACACUUCAAAUCAACAAACUGUGAAUGUUGCUCAAAACAUGCCUCAAGUAGUAAAAACAACACAAAACUUAACCAGUAAAGGGCAACCAAUGAUCAUUGUAAGCCAAGCAGGUGGUAAUUUUGUUUUACAGCAAAAUGUACAGCCAUCUAAUGCAGGGUUAACAACCACAGCAACUGUAAAUAUACCCCUACAAAACAUACUACAACAAAAACAACUUACUACACCUUCUAUCCAACAACCAACGCAGCAACAGGUGAAGACGUCUGGUAAUACUAUACUUCAAGUACAACAAGCCAAACAAAUAACACAACCAGCUGUCCUUGUGCAAAAUCAAGGUAUUCAAAGACAGACUGUUACUCCUAUUAAACAGGGGAACACUCAACAAAAUGUUGUUAUUCAAGCAAAACCUGGUGUUAUACCAACACAAGGUGGAACUACAAUACAACAGUUAACACCAGCUCAGCUACAGCAGUUACAAAGCUCUGGUGGUGUUCAAAAGGUUUUGAUUAUUAAACAACCAGAGGUUCUUCARAAACUAACCACUGUUCAAGGAGGGAAAUCUCCACAAGCAAUUCAAAUUACAACUCAACAACUACAAGCACUACAACAAAUGCAGAAUCAGCAGACUUCUACUGCUCAAAAAAUUAUUAUUCAAAGCAAAACAGAUGGAAAUAAUCAAGCUACAACCAUAAUUACAGCACAACAACUCAAGCAAUUGCAGCAGAGCCUCCAGCAACAGGUUGGGGGCAACAAGAUUAUACAAAUACCACAAAAACAGACCCUUGUACAGCAACAGAAUGCCAAGACACCAGCCAAGAUGGCUCAUGUACCCAGGAUAUUACAGACGUCAGGACGGCAAGUGUCAAGUCAGGGUACAUCAAAGACAGUACCAGUAAAACAGGAACCCAGCAGAGGUGUAAAAAGACCCCAUGCAGAAACACCCGAACCUCCCAAAGUUGUAAGAAGACUAAAGACUGCUCUCUAUCAGGACCACCAAGCUGUCACUCACCCUGAUAUACAUACGCCAUUUAAGUCCAAAUUGGAUGCUGUCAAUAAAUUACGUUCAUACCAUGUAUAUCACGACCCUGGUCAAACGCCAAAUGACAUACAAAAGUCUGAACUGCUGUUCCACACAGUAUCAACACAAUUAAUUAAAAAGAGUGAGAAAAUGAUGGAAAAAUACAGAAGUCUUGUCCUAGAUGAAAGCAUGCGAAAAGAGCCUUCAUCUGAAAUGGUGAUGCUUUACCGACUGUUUUUGGCUGAUGAAAGGGCUGCUUUAGCACAAGACAAGCGCCAAAUGGCAGAAGAGUUAAAAGCACUAAGAUCAGCUCCAAAGAUUCCUCUUCCUCCUUCUACAACUAUAACAAACACCACAACAAAUAUAGUUGAAAAACCUUUAGAAAAACCACAACCUACUAUAACUAAACCUAUCACACCU